AGUUGGUCACGCAAGUAUGGUUUUCAGUUUUCUAUCAAUGUUACUCAAUUAGUCCUUGCUGCGAGUCUUCUUUAGUCCAGUUCAAUUCGCAUAAAGAUAUAGGAUGUCAAAUCAAAAAGUACGAGAAAUCCAGCUUCACCGUCUCACGUCAUUUUCGUGUGUACCAGGUCCAUCAGCAUGUGCCGUUGGAUUAGAAAACAAAGAAAUUCCAGACGACUCCAUCACAGCGUCCUCCACAGCAGAAGAUUCUGCUCCAUACUAUGCGCGACUGAACUAUAAGAGAGGGGCUUGGUGCCCAAAAUUGACAUCAGAAGAUCCAUAUCUACAGAUUGACCUGGGUACUAUGUAUGACGUCACAGAGGUGGCUACCCAAGGCAUAGGGAAUACUGGGGCGGAUCGGUUUGUGAAGGCAUAUAAGUUGCAGUAUUCCAGGGAUGGCAAGGAAUGGGAAUAUCACCAGGAGGGUGAGAGAUAUAGCCAGAUUCUAAAGGGUAACAACGACAGUGUAUCCAUUGUGAGACGAGUUCUGAGUAAACCAUUCCGAACAAGGUUCGUGCGUUUUUAUCCUGUAGAAUGGAUUGGGAAACCUUGCAUGAGAGUCGAGGUUUAUGGUAUCCAAGUUGGAAAAGCAACAUUCGAAACGACCGUCAACGUCACGGAUCUCCAUGGUAACGGUCUAAAAGGAACUCACACAUUACAGUUUUGUUUACAACUGUUCGGCGAGGAUGGUUACACAAGGAAACUGCCGCUGGAGAUCGAGGCAAACAGCAAGGAGAAAAAUCAAGAUAUCCUUGUUUUCAAGAGAAAAAUUUUAGCAGCCGAUGUGGGAUGGAUUCAGCAUCUUAAACUGUCGUACGAGAAUAGCAAGAAUGUCCAGGACGAUACUCGUCCCUCAUUGGUCCAAAAACUGCGCCGAAUGUCUUCGAUCAUGGGUGACGAUGAUAUGAGCAAUGGAGAAUCAGGCUUGUUUAUCGAUGAAAUUACCAUAGAUGUGAAGGAGACGGGACAACAUUUUACGUUCCCUUGUAAACAAUGGCUGAUCCAAGGACCAACGGCAUUUGAUCCCGCUCACCGCCACAAGUCCAGACAAGCAAGCUCGAAUUCUUACACGGUCAACGAUCAAGACUUUGAUCAUAUUUUACACCAAGAAGCAGAGGAGACGGAGGGAUGGCAUAAACGAAAAACACCCAGUCAUAUUCAGUCUUGGAGAAGACAACCUAACCAAUCAGAGACCACGACACUAACGAAGACAACGUUCAAUAUAGAUGGAAUACCAUACGAUGAUGCUGUACGCUUGUUAACCGACUGGAACUUGCGAGUCAAGUGGGACCAGACAUUUAGAAAAGUGAUUGUGAUCGAAGAAAACGUAGACUCGGAUAUUUUAUAUUGCUGUUUAAAAAUGCCGCCACUUUUUCGACCUUGGGAAGUUGUUCUAUCUGUAAUGAACAAAGCGUACCAUACACCAGACCGGUGUCACGUGAUCGCAUGGUGCAGUACAGAGCACUCUAGUGUAUCGACGUCGGAAAAAGCAACUUUAGGCAGGGUGCAAGUUCGCCUUUCAGGCAUGGUAAUCAGACCAAUAGGAGACGAUAGCGGUUCAUGCAAAGCAACUCUGUUGACACGAAUGAGAUCAGACGAGACAACACCAAGACCAAUCAAGAACACUUACCUAAAUGGACGUCCCGCCCAGUGGGUUAAAUAUUUACAAGAAUACUACGUGGAACACGGGGCCAAGGAACCGGAAGUAAAUGGAUCAGAUGAAGUAUUCGGGGAUCAGUAAAGAGAACCGUUUACGCAUGCGUCAUAAAUUAUUAAAGAAUUUUUUGCAGGUUUCUAGCGUGGGCUUCACUGGUUUAUAAUAUCAAUGUGUGACAGCUAUUUUGACGCUGAGGGAAGGAAGACCAUAUAAAGCCAUUGAUUGGUGAAGACUUUGACGCCCGAAAUGCGCUAUGAGUGAUGUGAAUGCGAUCAGUAAAGGGACACAACAAUAUGGAAUUUUACCAACUUUUUGUCAGCACUUUUGCUGACUCAUUUCCUUCUCUAUUAACAUUAUUUUCAUAUAUAUGAUAAGAUUCAUUUCAAGCUCAGUAAACAACAUGCAGCAUGCAAUGCGUUUCACUGGCAGAUUCAGGAGUUUUAGAAGGAGGUGACUACAACGAAGGUUUUACCAGGUAUUCGAGGAAAAGGGGAGUGGCUGUUACAAACGAUAUACUGAGCAAUUUGAGCAAAAGGGGGUAGGGGGGGGGGGUAACUUGUUACUACCAUCACCACCAGUGGAUCCGCCCCUAGGCCAUGACAUAUAACACCCAACAAAACUUCACCAACAUUUUUUGAAAUAGCUGUAUAUAGACCCCUUACACUAAAUCCCAACCUGUAAGUCAAAACAAUUACGAAAUAUUAGCAUUAAAACAUUCCGAUCCUCUAAA
Actinia tenebrosa (Australian red waratah sea anemone) is the source of this 2426-nucleotide messenger RNA. RefSeq lists its product as uncharacterized. Lineage: Eukaryota; Metazoa; Cnidaria; Anthozoa; Actiniaria; Actiniidae. Gene Ontology annotation, molecular function: lipid binding; protein binding. The record is from RefSeq and is a predicted model, not a curated record.